Messenger RNA from Pristis pectinata (smalltooth sawfish), 1417 nucleotides. RefSeq names its product alkylglycerol monooxygenase (gene agmo). Gene Ontology annotation, biological process: lipid biosynthetic process. The transcript is spliced from 12 exons. Gene Ontology annotation, molecular function: iron ion binding; oxidoreductase activity. NCBI's taxonomy places the organism in Eukaryota, Metazoa, Chordata, Chondrichthyes, Rhinopristiformes, Pristidae. Gene Ontology annotation, cellular component: endoplasmic reticulum. The record is from RefSeq and is a predicted model, not a curated record.
UGGAUCUGUUCUCCGGCCCGCCUUCUUGCCUUGCUUCCCAGCUGGGCUCCUCCUGCCAAUGUGUCAGUAAGGAACUGUUGCUUGCUUCCCGCUGCAGUGGAACGGCCGUCCCUCCCCGAUCCUUUUGCGAGCCGUGUUUCCUGACUCCCUUCUCCUGGCAACACGAGCUAUGCUGCGACCCUUGCAACUCAACCUGUCGCUUUCGCAGGGAGUCAGGCUCUUGUUCUAUGGGCUGACCCCCAGCGAACCCUCCUGCAGCGAGCUAGAGGAGGUGCAGGACUACGUGCAGCAGGCUAUACCCUAUUUUGUUGGACUGAUGAUCAUAGAGCUAGCUAUAACCUGGUUUUGGAAGGGUCGGAUUGUAUUUCGGACGAAUGCUGCACUAACAUCCAUCAGUGCAGGAAUCAUCUCAAAACUUCCAGAAUUACUAGGCAGAGGCAUUGAACCGACUAGUUAUAUCUAUGUCUGGGAGAACUUCAGACUCUAUGUACUUCCUUGGGAUUCGCCUUGGAUUUGGUGGUUGGCAUUUUUAGGAGUUGACUUUGCUUAUUACUGGCUUCAUCGAAUGUCACAUGAAGUGAAUGUCAUGUGGGCAGCACACCAAGUACAUCACAGCUCUGAAGACUACAAUCUGUCUACAGCCCUUCGGCAGUCUGUAUUACAGAAAUACUUUUCCUGGAUCUUCAACCUUCCAAUGGCUCUCUUCAUUCCUCCCUCAGUAUAUGCUGUACAUAUCUAAUUUAACCUGCUGUAUCAGUUCUGGAUUCACACAGAGAUAAUUGGUAACCUUGGGCCUCUGGAACUGAUCCUCAACACACCCAGUCACCACAGAGUCCACCAUGGCUGAAACCCAUACUGCAUUGACAAGAAUUACGCUGGAACUCUAAUCAUUUGGGACAGGAUUUUUGGUACCUUUGAAACAGAAAAUGAAAAGGUCAUCUAUGGCUUAACUCACUCAAUCAAUGCAUUUGAACCCUUCUGGGUGCAGUUCCAUCACCUCCUCUACAUUUGGAAGACAGUUUGGGUUACCCCUGGCAUAAGCAACAAAAUUUCUGUCAUCGUCAAAGGACCUGGAUGGGAGCCAGGCAAACCAAGACUUGGUUGCCAUGAAGAUCUUCCUGCAGUUAGUGGAAAGGAGAUUCCACACAAUCCCCAAAUCCCUGUAUGGCUUGAGGUCUAUGCAGUGCUGCAUUUUAUCUUUAUUCUGGGCAUUUACUUGCAGAUAAUUGCCAAUAAGUCAGAUCUUUCAGAAACAACAAUCCUCUUAGGAAUUGGCUAUAUCAUUCUGACACUGACGUCUAUUGGAUUAAUGAUGGAGAAUAGAUGCCGCCAAGUUGUGGAGUCUUUUGUGUAUUUUCCAUUUUUUUUGGAUUUAAAACAGUAUUCACUAUUGAAAUUUGGACAGUCUUGUCAGUAA